Messenger RNA from Saprolegnia diclina VS20, 2388 nucleotides. RefSeq names its product WEE/WEE1 protein kinase. The record is from RefSeq and is a predicted model, not a curated record. Gene Ontology annotation, biological process: protein phosphorylation. NCBI's taxonomy places the organism in Eukaryota, Oomycota, Saprolegniomycetes, Saprolegniales, Saprolegniaceae. The coding region runs from base 1 to 2388 and encodes 795 amino acids. The transcript has 19 exons. Gene Ontology annotation, molecular function: protein kinase activity; ATP binding.
AUGCACACGCGGGUCCUGAGCCGGCGUCCGCAGACGCAUGACGCCAGCGUCGCCUUGGACGACGAGCUUGUAUGCCUCUUAAUGGAGAUCGAGCGCAUCUACCUCCAGCACCCAAGACAUCUCCAGAUCCGCAUCGAACGCUGGGUCGACAAGAUCUCAGAGCCCAUUCUCAAUGUCCAGUGGAAGCGCAGCGCCAACGACCACGCUCUCUUGCUGCUCGAGAUGACGCGGUCCGGGGUCUUUCGAGCUCCGUUCGAUCGCAACCCGCCGCACGGACCACUGCGGACGCUACCACGCUAUAUGAUUCAUGCCCGCGACAGCGUCACCAACAAGCCGCUCGCGCGGGACGGCAAGCAUUCCUGGGGCCAAGCUUACGAGCGCGUUGUGAUGCGCACCUCGUCGCCGGCCGAGGUGCACACGCCGCGUGCGACUCGAUCGGCAUCGUAUGUGGAAAUGACCAACCAAACGCUCGAUGCACUCGAGACGUCGCUCGAGUCGGAGCGCACCAAGUGCGCAGCUUUAACGGCCCAAGUGCAGGAGCUCAAGGUGGUUGCGAGUACGCAGGCCGACGCGCUCGCCGCUGUCAAGCACGAGUUAAAACACGUCAAGAACCUUCACCAGCGUGAGAUUGAGCGCUUGCAGCAGCUCCACGCUGUCGACAUCGACACACUCAAGAAGCGCCACCACGAGCAGAUGCAACGCGCGAUUCUUGCCAACGACCGGGUACUCGCUGCCCAGCGCGCCGAUGCCAGCGUGGCGCCGAGUGGCUGCGCCUCGAGUGUCGACGAGUUCCUUAGCUUCAUUGAGCGCUUCCAGCACGAAACAGCGGUGCUCACGCAACACUCAUACACGCCUGCCACGCCCAAUACCGUCAUUCCGCCGACCAUGAUGAAGAAGCAGCGGUCGCUCCAUGAGUACUUCGUCAAGCCCAAGCGCAAGGCCGUCGUCCUGGAUGAGGCCGACGCGGACGCGGCCGACGACGUCGUCGAGCGCCGGACCGCGCUGGAGACGACCCUGAACUUUGACGACGACGACGACGACGCCGAGGACGACGACGACGGCGAUGAGCCACAGCCCAAGCGCAUCGACUUCAACGCGCUCUUGAGCCAGACGCAAAAGUCCGAGCCCGAUUACGAACAGCCACCAGAGCUCGAGCCGCCGGCGUACCACCCGUGGAGCCAGGACUUUGGCACGGCGCCGUGCUUCUCGAACAUGUACAGCCAAGACGCCUUUUGCGACUUUUCGACGCCGCAGGACCAGCCUGUGCUGCACAUGUCCCAUCCGCGGUCGCCGUCGCCGGUCAAGAAGCGGCCGCGCACGGUGCCACGCCUCACAGUGAUGCCCUUCAACGAGAGCCCCAUUGCGCCGGCGCGUGCCAAGCCCGAUGCAGAAGGCACACACAAAGCACCACUGCGCCCGACGACGACGCCGAUGAAGCAGAAGCCGAUCGCGCUCCCACGCCCUGUCGCGUCCAUCCCGGAAGAAAUCGCGUCGGUGCCGGAAAUCAACACCAACCCGUUCGCGGCCGCCAUGGACGACCGGCGACGGCCCAAGAAGCGCAGUCUGCCUCCGCCUCUGUGGCUCGGUACAACCAACUCGUCGACGUCCAAGUACCUGCUCGAGUUUGUCGAGCAAGAGGUCCUUGGCUCCGGCUCGUUCUCCAAAGUGCUCAAGUGCAUCAAACGGUUUGACGGCUGGGUGUAUGCCAUCAAGAAGAGCAAGCGCCAUUUUCGUGGCAACUCGGACAAGCAGCGCGCGCUGCGCGAAGUCCACGCGCUCGCUGCGCUCAGCGCAAGCCCCCACAUUGUGCAGUACUUUGACGCAUGGAUCGAAGACGACCUGUUGUACAUUCAGCUCGAGUACUGCCAUGGCUGUUCGCUGCAGUCGUUCCUCGCCGAGAGCAAGCCGAUCGCCGAGGUCACGCUGCGCAAGCUGCUCGCCCACAUUGCCAGAGCACUGCGGGACAUGCACGCGCUCAAGCUCGUGCACAUGGAUAUCAAGGUCGACAAUAUGCUCCGCGCCGCCAACGGCGUCUACAAGCUUGGCGACCUUGGCACCGUCGUGUCCAUGGACGGGGCCAUGGAAAUCAUGGAGGGCGACUACCGGUACCUGUCGCGCGAGCUCCUCGAGGGCAAUCGGUCCCACCUGAGCGCCGGCGACAUAUUUGCUCUGGGCGCGUCCAUAUACGAACUGGCGCGUGGCGUGCCCCUGCCUUCCGAGGGCGACGAGUGGCAAACCAUUCGCGACGGCGACCUCGCGACGUUCCGGCACUAUUCGAGCUCGCUCCAGCAUCUCAUUGGGAGUAUGAUGCACCCGGACCCGCUCCAGCGCCCGACCGCCGACGAGAUCCUGCAGCACGAAGCCAUCUUGGCCGUCGCCGACGCCUAG